AUGCUGUCUCUUAUUUUCUGUCUCGUCGUUGCAUUUAUUAUAAUAACUCCUCUUUAUAUCGUUUAUAAACCUCCCAGGGUCGUCAUCCGUUUCGCUCAGCGCAGAUGGGGGGAUAUAUUAUGGCAUGUUCCAACCUCUAAGAAGAUAGUUGCGCUCACAAUCGAUGAUGGACCGUCGAAAUAUACGCCGGAGAUACUGCAAAUACUUAAAUCUAAUGAUGCAACUGCGACAUUCUUUGUUAUCGGGUCCCAUGUCACUCCGGACCGUGAAGAGGUUCUACGUGACCUCAUCCGCGAUGGUAACGAGCUAGGCAAUCAUGCCAUGCGUGACGAGCCCUCAUGUCUGUUAGGCGAAGCUGAACUCAUCCAUAACAUCAACUGUGUUCAGAAGAUUAUAUCUGAUAUCAACUCCACUGCUGCUCCAGAUAACAUUAAUAGUCAGGAUGCAAAGGCUACUGCCACUCUGAAGAAUCUCUAUUUCCGCCCCGGGGGUGGAUUCUUUUCCACUAAAAUGCGUCGGACAAUAUCAAGUAUGGGCUACCGCCUUAUACUUGGUGAUAUUUACCCCCAUGAUCCAUUCAUACCAUUUUGGAAAAUUAACAAUUGGCAUAUCCUGAGUUCAUUGCUCCCAGGUGGAAUAAUAAUUUGUCACGAUGGGCGGUCCUGGACUCUUCCGUUAUUACGAAAACUACUACCAGAAUUGAAGCGUCGAGGGUACCGAGUGGUUACUGUGACAGAGCUAUUGAGGGAAGAAAAAUGA
Messenger RNA from Microsporum canis CBS 113480, 759 nucleotides. RefSeq names its product nodulation protein nodB. Gene Ontology annotation, cellular component: membrane. Lineage: Eukaryota; Fungi; Ascomycota; Eurotiomycetes; Onygenales; Arthrodermataceae. Gene Ontology annotation, molecular function: hydrolase activity, acting on carbon-nitrogen (but not peptide) bonds. The transcript has a single exon. Gene Ontology annotation, biological process: carbohydrate metabolic process. The record is from RefSeq and is a predicted model, not a curated record. The coding region runs from base 1 to 759 and encodes 252 amino acids.